This is a messenger RNA of Bubalus bubalis (water buffalo), 3591 nucleotides long. It is a transcript of the gene SLC1A1, whose product is annotated as solute carrier family 1 member 1. The coding region runs from base 234 to 1808 and encodes 524 amino acids. Lineage: Eukaryota; Metazoa; Chordata; Mammalia; Artiodactyla; Bovidae. Gene Ontology annotation, cellular component: plasma membrane. Gene Ontology annotation, biological process: L-glutamate transmembrane transport. Gene Ontology annotation, molecular function: L-glutamate transmembrane transporter activity; L-cysteine transmembrane transporter activity; glutamate:sodium symporter activity. The record is from RefSeq and is a predicted model, not a curated record. The transcript is spliced from 12 exons.
CACAGCACGGGCGGCAGGCGCGGCGCACGAGCUCAGGUGGCGGCUGCGGCGGUGGUGACAGCAGCGGCUGCAGCAGCUAGCGCACACCCUCUCCGCGUCGCGCCCGCAGCCCUCCUCCACUGCGCCGCGGAGCUACCGGCCGUCCCAGGGUUUCCCCGGCCCCCGCGCGCACGGGCGAGCCCCACGCACAAUAGCGGCCGCCUCUAUUGUGGUUCCGAGCCCGGGCGCCAGCUAUGGGGAAGCCGGCGAGGAAGGGAUGCGACUGGAAGCGCUUCCUGAGGAAUAAUUGGCUGCUACUUUCCACCGUGGUCGCGGUGGUGCUAGGGAUUGUUACAGGAGUCUUGGUUCGAGAAUACAGCAAGCUAUCUAACCUGGAGAAAUUCUACUUUUCCUUUCCUGGAGAAAUUCUGAUGAGAAUGCUGAAACUCGUCAUUUUACCAUUAAUUGUAUCCAGCAUGAUUACAGGUGUUGCUACACUGGAUUCCAACGUAUCUGGAAAAAUUGGUCUGCGUGCUGUCGUAUAUUAUUUCUGUACCACUCUCAUUGCUGUAAUUUUAGGUAUCGUGCUGGUGGUGAGCAUCAAGCCUGGUGUCACCCAGAAAGUGAAUGAAAUUGACAGGACAGGGAACACCCCUGAAGUUAGCACAGUGGAUGCCAUGUUAGACCUGAUCAGGAAUAUGUUCCCUGAGAACCUUGUCCAAGCCUGUUUUCAGCAGUACAAAACCACACGUGAAGAAGUGGAGCUUUCUGAGGAGCCAGGGACAAACAGCACCGAAGCGACUGUGACAGCCAUCAUGACAACUGCUACUUCCAAGAACAAAACAAAGGAAUACAAAGUCGUAGGCAUGUAUUCAGAUGGCAUAAAUGUCCUGGGCUUGAUCGUCUUUUGCCUCGUCUUUGGAAUUGUCAUUGGAAAAAUGGGAGAAAGGGGACAGAUUCUGGUGGAUUUCUUCAAUGCUCUGAGUGAUGCAACCAUGAAAAUCGUUCAGAUCAUUAUGUGCUACAUGCCGAUUGGUAUUUUGUUCCUGAUUGCCGGGAAAAUCAUAGAAGUUGAAGACUGGGAAAUAUUCCGCAAACUGGGCCUUUACAUGGCCACCGUCCUGAGUGGGCUUGCAAUCCACUCCAUUGUAAUUCUCCCACUGAUAUAUUUCAUAAUUGUACGAAAGAACCCUUUCCAGUUCGCCAUGGGAAUGGCCCAGGCUCUUCUGACAGCUCUCAUGAUCUCCUCCAGUUCAGCAACACUGCCUGUCACUUUCCGCUGCACUGAAGAGAAGAACCGGGUGGACAAGAGGAUCACUAGAUUUGUAUUACCCGUUGGUGCUACGAUCAACAUGGAUGGGACUGCACUCUAUGAAGCAGUGGCGGCCGUGUUUAUUGCACAGUUGAAUGAUUUGGACUUGAGCGUUGGGCAGAUCAUCACUAUCAGUGUCACUGCCACCGCCGCCAGCAUCGGAGCUGCCGGUGUGCCCCAGGCCGGCCUGGUGACCAUGGUGAUCGUGCUGAGUGCUGUGGGCCUGCCCGCGGAGGAUGUCACCCUCAUCAUCGCUGUUGACUGGCUCCUGGACCGGUUCAGGACCAUGGUGAAUGUCCUUGGAGACGCCUUUGGGACUGGCAUUGUGGAGAAGCUCUCCAAGAAGGAGUUGGAGCAGAUGGAUGUUUCAUCGGAAGUCAAUAUCGUGAACCCCUUCACCUUGGAAUCCACAACACUCGACAACGAGGACUCAGACACCAAGAAGUCCUACGUCAAUGGAGGCUUUGCCGUCGACAAGUCCGAUACCAUCUCGUUCACCCAGACCUCACAGUUCUAGGGCCUCUGGCUUCAGAAGACUGGGGGUGGUGAAGGACCUCUCCAGGACAGUCAUCUCUUAGCAAAUUCAGACAUUAAAUAAGGAAAACACUAACAGCCAACUGUACAUCUGAUUUGAUACAGACCUCCAGAUUAUUUUCUAUAUUUGGAUUCACAGCUUUUGCUCACCAGGUUCUGGGAUUUGGGGGUGAGUAAGAUGAGAGGAAACUGAUUAAAAGGAAAGCUGUAUUAUCUGGAAUUUUUAAAGUCUAUGAGAGACAGAAUUGGGAAGUACAUAGAAUAGACAUAACUGUUUUAAUUAGGUAAUAGAUGUGAAAGAGAAAUUGCUUUCUCACGCACGGACUAGUGUUUUGGGUUAAAAAAAAAAUAUAUAUAUAUAUAUAUAUAUAUUGUCAUCGACUACACAUUUUUACUCAGGCUUUCUAUUGCCAUGGAUUUCCUUUGACCUCUCACAUUUGUACAGACUAUAAUGAAGCUAAACAACAGCCCCCCCCCAACAAAGUUAAUGUGCCAAUUUUGAACCCCUCUCCAGCCAAUUUCAAAGGAAUUACUUUGAAAGAAAACAGACCAGCACAGUUCUGCAAUAACAGUUUUAAGAUGGGUGUGAGAUCUGGGGAGAAGAGAGAUUUCUUUUUCUCAAUGUACUGUAUGGGGAUGCUGGUGACUACUGACCCAGUGUUCAGUAGAGAGCUAGAUAUAUAUAUAUAUAUGUAUAUAUUUAUUAUUUUCAUAUAAUUUGCCAGACAAAGGUCAGAACUGAACUCUCAAUGUGAAAUAAAGCACUCUCCUUGUACUUGAAUAAUAACUAUGAUUGCAAUCCAGAUCGGUUUUGGGGCUUAAUCAGAACUCCUCUCUCAUAAGCACUACUAGAAUGAGAAAUCAUGCUAGUUGUUUGUCUCAUGUCUGUGUAUCAGCCCCAAAGCAGAGACACAUUCUGGUAGCACAGCCACUAAUUUAGAGCUUCCAAGAUACUACUGCUGGGAGGCAAUCCGUAUCAGCUCUAUAUAAGACUAUAUUCAUGGGGUCGCAAAGAGUCGGACAUGACUGAGCGACUGAACUGGACUGAACUGAACUGAUACACAAAGGUGUCACUCAUAUAAGGCUGGGUGGGUUUUUAUCCAGCUGGAUGUGUUUAAUAAUUAUAUUAUCCAACUAUAAUUCCUCCAAGGUCAAUUAUACCCACAUAAAAUGACAGUACUUUGCCUUUUUCUACCCAUCAGACCCAAAUAACAGUGGCAAAGCUACCAGCUAAGUUGUAUUUUAAUAUAGGUUUGAUGGAUCGAGUAAGCCACUGGCCAGUAAAGCACUGUCCCUACCCUGGAUUCUUGCAAAGUAAAUCCCGUGACAUGAGACAUUGGUAUCAGUGGUUCAGGGAAUUCUUGCAUUGAAUGAAACUUGUCUCCUCUUCCAGGGAAGAUGGUUCUAACUAGUAGUCUAGUAAUCUCAGCCCCUGCUCAUUAAAAUCUGUUGCCUGUCAUUCUUCUGUUCAUUUGUGAGGACAGUGUAUUAAGUCUGUGCUUGGCUCUCAUCUUGUAAAUAAUGCUUAACAUAAACUUGUAGUUACACCAAGAUCCAAAAUAGUCCUGUUUCUGCAGUACUGCAUAGCCAAGUUAAGCCUAGCUAUGAAACCAGAAACUGUGCCAAAGAUCAUGGAAUAGUUUAAAAAAAAAAAAAAAAAAGCUCUGUAUUGACCACCUGCACCUGAAAUCUUUAAGAGAAUGAUACCAAAUGAUCAUGUAAACGUAAAAUGGACCUGUGAUUAAAUGUGAAUUUUAAACUGCUAA